AUGAGGACUUACGUCAAAAUACCGCCGCGCUGCCUCCUCACCCACACUCUCCUGACUCUGCAGGGAGGCACUUGGCCUGAACUGGUGGCCAUCACUCCGGCCCUUCUUGGCAGGGACAUAGUUUGGCGACCGUCCUCCGCCCUCCCUUGGCCCGCAGAUGAUGGACACAGAAGCUAUGGCGAUUCCUCCAGCCUGCCAUUCAUCUACGCCAUCACGGCCACCUACGCCCGACAUUCGCAGAAGGCCGAACUGACUCGUGUGGCCAACACUUUUCUCAAUGUGGACAACCUGCAUUGGAUCGUGGUGGAGGACUCGCAAAACAGGACGCAUCUGGUCAGUCGUCUCCUUCGGACGACAGGACUCCCCUACACCCACCUCAAUGUGCCGACGCCUACAGUAAUCAAACUCCACGGAAAGGGGACCUUACAAAAAAAUAUGGCCUUGGAGUGGCUGCGGGAGACCUUCAAUGUGAACGACGGCCAUCUUGGCGUGGUCUACUUUGCAGACGAUGACAACAGUUACAGCCUGAAACUGUUUGAUGAGAUGCGAUGGACCAGAACCGUCUCAGUGUGGCCCGUCGCAUUCGUGGGACAAAUUCUGUACGAGUCCCCCAAAGUAAACGCCAUGGGUAAAGUGCACGGCUGGAAGGUUGCAUACGACCCGAAGCGACCUUUUGCCAUCGACAUGGCCGGCUUUGCGGUCAACCUGCAGCUCAUCCUGUCAAAGCCUCAGGCUAAUUUCGACCUGCGCGCAAUGGGAGGAUACGAGGAGAGCAGCAUACUAACGAAGCUGGUCUCCCUCCAAGACUUGGAGCCCAAAGCGAAUAACUGCACCGAGGUCUUAGUGUGGCACACCCGCACACAAAGUCCAGAUCUGAGAAGGCUUUCAAUCCAUCGCAUCUGGACUGGAAAGUUUGUCUCAGAAGACCUUCAACCUCUCAUACAAGUAGACUUCAUCACUUCAUGCUCUCAGAUUGGUCAGAUUUAGUUUUAGACUUAGAUUGACAUCAGCGAACCGCUCUCCCACACGACGCCACACACCCUGUCUGACUUCUGCCCUGAGCAGAU
Entelurus aequoreus (snake pipefish) is the source of this 1067-nucleotide messenger RNA. Its product is annotated as galactosylgalactosylxylosylprotein 3-beta-glucuronosyltransferase 1-like. Gene Ontology annotation, cellular component: Golgi membrane. Gene Ontology annotation, biological process: chondroitin sulfate proteoglycan biosynthetic process; carbohydrate metabolic process. The transcript has 5 exons. Bases 1 to 987 code for a protein of 328 amino acids. Lineage: Eukaryota; Metazoa; Chordata; Actinopteri; Syngnathiformes; Syngnathidae. The record is from RefSeq and is a predicted model, not a curated record. Gene Ontology annotation, molecular function: galactosylgalactosylxylosylprotein 3-beta-glucuronosyltransferase activity.